UUAAUAUUGUAGGGUUUUAGGUUUGAGGUUAGUCCAAAAAUAGGUGUGGUGAGGUAGGGGUGGACGCGAGAUUCAUGUUAUUCGAUCGGAUCCUUAUUAUGAGUAUCAAGUUUUUAGUAUUCGUACCCCACUUAGAAAAAUUAGAUAUUCGAACAAACGAGUAUUUUUUAUAUACACAAAAUACCAGCAUGUUAUCUGAUCCGUUUUGUUACCCCAAUCUAAAUUCAAAUAGUUACAUUUUAGUCAAUAUAUAACACUAAAGAUUAAGGAAAAAGAAACGAAAAAUAAUAGAAAGUUAUGAUUCCACUAAAUACAAGUUGUUUCGUCCGGUUCGGUCCUUGUAUCGGAUCAUGCUCGAAUAGAAAUUACACUAAAAAUGAAGGAAAAAGAAAUGAAAAAUAAUGGCCUCCUAUAUAUAACCUUUUCUUAUGAUUCCACUGAAGUUCUCAAGUCUUCUUUGAUGCGAACCAAAAAAACUAAACAAACACAUAAUUUUUUAUAGCAAGAAGAAGAAGAUGAAGAUGAAGACUGUUCUUGUAAUCAUAAACUGUAUAUUCUUGGCCAUUGGAAACUGUGGAGGCCCUCUUAUGAUGCGUCUCUACUUCAGUAACGGUGGCCAAAGGAUUUGGUUCUCAAGCUUCCUCCAAACCGUAGGUUGUCCCCUCAUUAUCUUCCCUCUUCUCUUCUCCUUCAUCCGCCGUCUUCGUUGCCUUGACGAACAAGAAAAGACCCCAUUUUUCCUCAUGAAACCUCCUCUCUUCAUUGCCGCUAUCCUCGUUGGUCUGCUCAUGGGCUUUGACAAUUACCUUUACUCUUACGGAUUAGCUUAUAUUCCUGUUUCCACUGCUUCUCUGAUCAUCUCUGCGCAAUUAGGCUUCACUGCUCUCUUUGCCUUUUUUAUGGUAAAGCAAAAGUUCACACCUUUCACUAUAAACGCUGUCGUUUUGCUCACUGUUGGUGCCGUUGUCCUUGCCCUUAACUCUGAUAGUGACAAGCUUGCAAACGAGACACACAAGGAGUACGUUGUUGGGUUUCUCAUGACCAUUGGUGCAGCUCUUCUCUAUGCGUUUAUAUUGCCGCUUGUGGAGCUUACUUACAAGAAAUCUUGUCAACGAAUCACGUAUACGCUCGCGCUCGAGUUCCAGAUGGUCUUGUGCUUUUUUGCCACUUGCUUCUGCCUCGUGGGAAUGCUAGCUGCUGGCGAUUUCAAGGUGAUAGCAGGAGAAGCAAGAGAUUUUAAGCUUGGAGAGUCUUUGUACUAUGUGGUGGUUGUGUUCACCGCCGUAAUCUGGCAAGCAUUUUUCGUGGGAGCUAUUGGGUUGAUCUUCUGUGCAUCUUCUCUGGUCUCUGGAAUUAUGAUCAGUGCUCUGCUUCCGGUGACGGUGAUCUUGGCCGUCAUUUGUUUCCAGGAGAAGUUUCAGGCGGGGAAAGGUGUCGCUUUGGCUCUCUCGCUCUGGGGAUCCGUCUCUUACUUCUAUGGACAGAUGAAAUCCGAGGAGAAGACUAAGGCUCAGGAGACACAACUGUCUCAGCUUCCAGUUACUGAUUCUGAAACUUAAAUGCACAACAUAUUACAGUUUGGUUUUAUUAAUGAUGUCUGUAACAUCAACAUUCAAUUUCUGAAAUAUUUCAAAUCUAUGAGUUGUGAGUUGCUGAUUUAAUCAAAGAUGUAAUGUAUAGAACUUGAGCUGAAAUCUUUUAAGCAAAUGUCCAUCCAUUAUA
Messenger RNA from Arabidopsis lyrata subsp. lyrata, 1722 nucleotides. Its product is annotated as purine permease 2. Lineage: Eukaryota; Viridiplantae; Streptophyta; Magnoliopsida; Brassicales; Brassicaceae. The transcript is spliced from 2 exons. The coding region runs from base 516 to 1559 and encodes 347 amino acids. Gene Ontology annotation, molecular function: purine nucleoside transmembrane transporter activity. Gene Ontology annotation, cellular component: membrane. The record is from RefSeq and is a predicted model, not a curated record.